Penicillium canariense is the source of this 2868-nucleotide messenger RNA. RefSeq names its product tethering complex subunit PEP5. The record is from RefSeq and is a predicted model, not a curated record. Lineage: Eukaryota; Fungi; Ascomycota; Eurotiomycetes; Eurotiales; Aspergillaceae. The transcript has 9 exons. Gene Ontology annotation, biological process: organelle fusion; endosome organization; vacuole organization. Bases 1 to 2868 code for a protein of 955 amino acids. Gene Ontology annotation, molecular function: protein-macromolecule adaptor activity; protein binding. Gene Ontology annotation, cellular component: HOPS complex; endosome.
AUGGCACUGACAUCAUGGAAAGCGUUCAACUUCAUCGACGUCGGCCCGGUCAAGCUGCCGGAGGACAGCUCCGCGCUAUUCGGCAGCGACCUAUGUAGCCUUUGUACCGGAUCCGCAAACCUCUUUCUCGGCACCAGCGAGGGCCUCGUCCAUAUCGUCUCCUCGUCCUUCCGUAUCCAGCGCUCAUUCCAGGCGCAUGAUGUUGGGAUCACGCAUAUGAAACAGAUCCCCGGAACUUCAUUACUUGUUACGGUUGCGGAGGACCUUUCGAACGAGCCGGUGCUCAAGGUCUGGGCGCUAGAUACGGAGAAGAAAGAUGGCGGGCCGAAAUGCUUGUCCACCGUGUUGGUGCAGAACGCGAGGAGGCAGUUUCCGAUUACUGCAUUCGCAGCCGUUGAUGAUCUCUCGCAGGUCGUGGUUGGGUUUGCUAAUGGAUCCGUGACGAUUAUCCGUGGCGAUUUGAUUCACGACCGUGGAGCGCGGCAGCGCAUUGUUUUCGAGUCGGAGGAGCCAAUUACAGGUCUCGAGAUACAGAGCGGUGCGGUGAAUGUUCUGUAUAUCUCGACGACGAGCCGUAUUUUGACGCUAGUCAUUGCGGGGCGGGGACAAGGCCAGCCUGCGCGCGUUUUGGAAGAUACCGGUUGCGGUCUGGGAUGUAUGACGCUUGACAAGGAGACGGGAGAUAUUCUGAUUGCCCGAGAGGACGCCGUUUAUACUUAUGGUCCAAGGGGCCGGGGUCCGAGUUAUGCAUUUGAGAGCCCAAAAACGUCUAUCAGGGCUUUCCGGGACUACGUGGCACUGGUUUGUCCACCGAAAGUAGUCACAGGGAAGGGCGAUCCGUUGCGCAAAUAUGGAGUUAAUCCUGCGGAUGAAAUCCUUGGUACGACGACGUUCACUCUGCUCGAUACCGAUUUGAAGUUCAUUGCGCAUAGCCAGUCGUUGGUGUCACCAAUGAAGCAUAUUUUCAUGGAAUGGGGAGAUCUAUUCCUACUCACAACGGAUGGAAAGGUGUUUCGAUAUCGGGAGAAGAGCCUUCAGCAGAGGCUGGAGAUUCUUUACGAGCGCAACCUCUACAUUUUGGCCAUCAAUCUUGCGCAAAAGAUUGGAAUUGAUCCCCUGCAGCAGAAUGCUAUCUACCGCAAAUAUGGUGAUUUCCUUUACCAGCGCGGCGACUACGAUACUGCUAUGCAGCAGUAUCUCCGGGCAAUCGACAAUACUGAGCCAUCACAAGUUAUUCGCAAGUACCUGGAUACCGAACGAAUCCAUAAUUUGAUCGAGUAUCUCGAGGAGCUCCAUGACCACGGCCGUGCAACAGUGGAUCACACCACCCUGCUAUUGAACUGCUAUGCAAAGUUGAAAGAUACCAGCAAGCUGGACUCGUUUAUUAAAGCUCCUGGCGAGCUUAAAUUUGAUCUUGAAACUGCUAUUGCUAUGUGUCGCCAGGGAGGAUACUAUGAACAAGCAGCCUACCUGGCCACAAAGCAUGGCGAGAAUGACAUGGUUGUCGAUAUCUUGAUUGAGGACUCAAAGAAGUAUGCGGAGGCGGUGGAGUAUAUCUGGCGAUUAGAUCCCGAAGUGGCUUAUCAUAACCUAAUGAAAUAUGCCCGGGUCCUUCUGGUCCAUUGCCCCGAACAGGUAACCGAGCUCUUCAAGGUUUACUACACAGGCCAGUACCAGCCACGCACUACGGUAGAGAUACCGCCAGAGCCUCAAGCGCAGCCAACAAGUGCUGUUCAAAGCCUUGCCGCUCUUCUUCCAUUGCGGUAUGUGACUGGGGGUUCUGGCUCACAAACCCAGGCUCCAGAGUCGCAGAAUGUCACGGUCGCAGAGGAACCACCCGCAGACCUAGCACCACAAUACGAGGUCCCGAAACCACGAACAGCGUUCUCUGCAUUUGUAGACCACCCGCAAGAGUUUGUCAGUUUUCUGGAGACACUUGUGCAACAGCCUGAGCUCAAAAAAGAGGCCAAGGUGGACCUCUUCACAACGCUGUUCGAAAUGUAUCUGGACACAGCAAAGACCAAGAAAGAUGCAGGUCAGAAGCAAGAAUGGGAAAACAAGGCUAAGAAGCUGAUUGAAGGCAAAGAUAUUCCAAUCUCUACCUCCAAUGUCCUUCUCCUCUCCGACCUAUCCAAUUUUCGAGAAGGUUCCACACUUGUUCGUGAGCAAGAAGGCCUGCGUCUCGACAUAUUCCGCUCGUUCACUUCUGCCAAGGACACACAAGGCGCCAUCCAAGCACUACGGCGGUACGGGCCUGAUGAGCCACAGCUCUAUGUCGAUGCAUUGACCUAUUUUGCUUCGAGCCCGCUUAUUCUCGAGGAAGCAGGUGAUGAAUUGGACAAGGUUCUGCAGCGUAUUCAUGAAGAUGGUCUUCUCUCCCCGUUGCAGGUGAUUCAGGCUGUCAGCAACAACGCCGUGGUAACGAUGGGCAGACUCAAGAAGUACUUGGGCGACAACAUCGCAAGCGAAGACAAGGAAAUUAAAACGAACCAACGGUUAAUCACAAGCUACAAGUCCGAAACUGCUACGAAGCAACAAGAACUCGCGAACCUCGCCACUCAACCCGUCGUUUUCCAGUCCCGCCGCUGCCAAUCCUGUGGAGGCACCCUCGACCUACCCACUAUCCACUUCCUCUGCCGUCACUCCUUCCAUGAGCGCUGUCUUAACCGCGUCGAUGAAGACGCCCAGUGCCCCGUCUGCGCGCCGACGAAUGCCACUCUCCGAGCUAUUCGCCAGCGGCAGGUUGAUUCGGCGGAUCAGCAUGAGUUAUUCAAGGCUGAGUUGUCGAGGUCGAGAGAUCGGUUCGGUGUUGUGAGUGACUUCUUCGGGAGGGGGGUUAUGAGGGCUUCCAGUACUAUGGAAGGGUGA